UCAAUUCCUCACGUCAAAACCAAAAAGCUAAAAAAGCCAAUCGUUCCGUUUUUCAGGAUUUCCCAUUUUCCCUCCAAAACAGGAUUUCGUCGUUCUUGCUUCCGAUGGAGGUUUCUUCGAAGCCGGCGGGUGGAAGGAGUGGAGGACAGAGAAAAAAGGCCGUUUCGAAGUCGGUGAAGGCAGGUCUGCAGUUUCCGGUCGGUCGGAUCGCUCGGUUCCUUAAAAAAGGCCGGUAUGCGGAGCGCUAUGGCGCCGGUGCACCCAUCUAUCUCGCCGCGGUGUUAGAGUACUUAGCCGCUGAGGUACAUCCGUAUGUCAAAAAAAAAUCCAUUUGGUUUCGAUAUUGUUCUCGCGUUUUCAAAAUUUACCAUUGAAAACGAAGGAAAAUCGGAGAGAAAAAGAUUUUCAUAUUAUCAGUGAAUGGUUUUUUGAAACCGAAUUCACCCCCCUCUUAGGUUGCCAUCUGGGCCAACAAAUUCCAUGCUUUUACAACUUUUCUUCAAAUAAGUUGGAAGGAGGAAGAAAUAGCUAAUCACGUCUCCCCCAAGGUUUUAUCUAUUUCUUCUUCACACUCAUUAGAAGAAAAAAUUGGUGCAAGCAUGGAAUAGCUGCUCCAAAUGUGUUGUGCUCUCUAUCUCAUUCACCUUACUGAAGGAAGAUAACUAUUUUGAUGAACCUUUUGAAAAAUUAUUACACUUUUAAGAACAUAUUUGCAAAUUAUGUUGUGAUGGUGGGUUGUUCAAGAGUGAUGGUGAAACUUCAAGGUCUUAAAUCAGCUAGCAUAUUGAGAUGUAAAAUUAUUAAUAUUGAAAAAUUUACAGGUAUUUGAAGUUUUUUAUUUGUCAUCAGAUCAUCCAUAAAAUGAGAUGUCAAACCACAGAAGGCCAUGUUGUACAGGAGAGUUGUGCGGCCUUAAUUAGCUUGGAUUUAAAAUGCUCAAUCUUAAUGACAUGAUCAUUGCUCAACUUAAAGAAAGAGAUGUCACAUAUCCUAACGUUAAAAAAGGUGUCCUCGUAGUUAUGGUGACUCCUGGAUCUCCUGCUGAUCGUGCUGGAUUCCAUCCUGGUGAUGUUGUCAUUGAAUUUAACGGAAAGCCAGUUGAAUCUAUCAAGGAGGUAUUCAACUAUUUUCUUUCUGUCUGUUUCAUGGUCUUACUGGGGGAGAGGAUUCGGAUUGUAGAUUUUGCUUGGAAGACCUUUUGCCUCCAUGACCUGGUUGCAUGGUUUAAAUUUACAAAAAUUGUGCUACAGAAUCAAAAUAGACUAAAAACGUAGAC
Molecule: messenger RNA, 1276 nt
Organism: Rubroshorea leprosula
Lineage: Eukaryota; Viridiplantae; Streptophyta; Magnoliopsida; Malvales; Dipterocarpaceae
Source: the annotation of a GenBank genome assembly